AUGGUUUCCAAAACCACGCGAGCUACUACUACAGCAGCAAGAAGAGCGGCUGCACGCAUGCAUGCGGCCGCGGAAAGUGCCUCUCACGCCUCAGCAGCAGGCGAUUCAUCGCCUGUUGUCGUGGAUCCUCCACGUGGUGAGUCACCACGUGCGACAGGUACAUCCGUUGCAUCUGUAGCGGGUACCUCGAAUCGUAAUCAAGACGAGUCUGAGAUAGAGCUCAUCUAUUCCGGCGAGUGGAAUGAUACAUCCACCCCGAAGGCGACGCCUCACCCCUACGGAUCACCGGGGGCGGACACUGCAAGAGCCAGGUUGACUGGCUCUGGUCAGCGCGGCAGCAUCAUGACCGAGAUCUUCGGAUCGAGAGUGAUUACUCCGAUGAGUCUCCGCCUCACACAAGUCCAUCCAAGAAAUGGACGCGUGGAGAUGGUGGUGAUGCACCUAUGCAUCACCACGGGCGAAGUAACUCAAGGGAUCGGGGUAACACUGGUGCCAGUGCUCAGGCUGGCACCAAUUAAGAGGCUAGGGACCGAAAUGUCUUGCGCUACGCUCCUCAAGUGGAGUCUCUGUGGAUGCCGCCAUCCAGGCCGGUUGGCCGGCACGACUACCGAACGGGAUCAAAUCCCGUUGUUCGUUUGA
This is a messenger RNA of Peronospora matthiolae, 639 nucleotides long. NCBI's taxonomy places the organism in Eukaryota, Oomycota, Peronosporomycetes, Peronosporales, Peronosporaceae. The record is from the annotation of a GenBank genome assembly.